Paramuricea clavata is the source of this 2633-nucleotide messenger RNA. NCBI's taxonomy places the organism in Eukaryota, Metazoa, Cnidaria, Anthozoa, Malacalcyonacea, Plexauridae. The record is from the annotation of a GenBank genome assembly.
AAUAUGUACGCACGCCUAGGCAUGCAUUGGCAAGCAUUGGCCACUCAAACAAAUUGUCCACAAUUGUAUGAUUCAUACCGAUAUUGUAUGACGACUAUGACCAGAGCCGGCGGCGGAAAAAUAAAUCGUGGGAUCCAUUCGGAAUAUAAAAUCAACAUCUGAAUUGUGUAUAUUUAAUAAACUCUCUUAUAAAUUAUACUGUAUCUCUUAUUGGAAAAAACGCAAACAAUAGUUUUAUACAACUAUUCAUCACGAGGUUCCACUACUUUUGAAUAUUAUAUAAACUCAAUACAGCUAUGCCUAUUCAAACACGGGGCAAUACGGCUAUUAUUUCGAAACUCAACGUAUAUUUACGAAUUUGUCUCCUUGGGGCAGCUGCUAUACUUCUUAUGUAUUUAUUUAUGUCGGGCGAGUACUUGAAACAAACAUUGAAUCCUGAUACCAAAGAAAGCCAGAUUACAAAGGACGCGAAGUUUUAUACCGAAGUCGAAGACGAUAUUAAUCCUGACAAACCAACACAACCUUAUACAGCUUAUGGAGAAGGAUGUCGCGAAAAUCCGUACAGGGAACGUUUUAAAACACUUUUAAAGUCAUGGGAGGGCAUAGCGGCAAGGCAAAAUAUUACUGACUAUUUUAUAUGUUUUGGUAGCAUGUUAGGACAGGUCCGUAAUGGCGAUUGCGUUCCAUAUGAUCAUGAUAUCGACAUAUGUAUGUUCAGAAGAGAUCUUUACAAAUUGGAGUCAGAGGAGGAGAAGCGGCCUUUCAAAUAUGAUGAUGGCAACCCACAUAUGAUUAUUCAACGUCAUUGCCAUCAUCCGCCGGGCAAUACACCUCGACAAGACUGCAAAGGGAAUGUGGUUACAAGUUAUACUGAUAAAUGUGCAAUUGUUGACCCGUGUGCACGAAUUUUGCUAGGAAGUCCGCCUUUUCUUGAUGUUUUUGCAAUAAAGGUAAGAUGAUAAAAAAGAUCAGACUUAAUUGCUUGCCCUGGAAAAUUUUUUUUGGAACAAAUUAUUUUUUUGGAGACCCCCCCCCGGUCCUGCUGGCCCCUUGCCGACUAGUCUGCAAUAGCAGACAUCAGUCUGCUGUUGCAGACUACUUGCCGACCUUUCUUUAACCCUUUAAGUGGCAAAACCUGCCACUUAAGCCCUUUAAGUGGCAAAGUGUGCCACUUAUUAAGCGGGUACAAAUUUUGCUGGUCUGUAUGGUUCAACAAAGCCAAAACUGUAACUGGCUUUAAAGGGGUUAAAGACCCUUCUUACUCUGUCUGACACCAGCCAAUUUUACUCAUCAAGGGGAGAGUGCUGCCCUCAAUGGGUUAAAAACUGCAAAUUGCCCAAAUCACAGAUCUUAGAGCCUUGUUUUCGUGACUGACAUGCUUGGAUUUAAAUAAUGUCAUCCACAGAAACAAGGCUCUAUAGCCAAAGUCCAUACCUUGGUUAGAAUGAGGGCCAAACUAGGUUAGUUUUGUAAGUCAGACCAACCCAAUAUCGAACGAACACUGAAUCCAAACAAGCACUGAUAUCCCAUGACUGCGGUUUUCAGUAUCAAUUUGUUUCCAUGACUACAAAGUAAGUACAUAAUGACUUUACAUCUAAGAGCUUUGAUCUCUUCUUUCUUAUAAGGACAAAGGCAAUGAACUGUUUGAUGAAUAUAAAAGAGUCGCUCAUAAAAGGGAAGUAAUAUUACCUUUAAGACCUUGUAAAUACAUGGGUAUUGACACUAAAUGCCUGAAUAAUCAGACAACAUAUUUAACAAGGUAUUACGGAAAAGAUUACUAUAAACCCAUUUAUGUAUGUAAAGGUGGCAAGUGGGUGAGGCCAUCAUGAAGUUAGUCAUACUGGCAAGUACUGGAAAUGUUAUGGGGUGAAAGAGUUAACAAAGUAGUCGACCUUCUGUAUGACUUAUUCCAGCCUCGUACCCAGGCUCUUUAGUAAUUAAUAGCAUUCUGAUCUCUGGGUGAGCUUUUAGGCGCGCUGGGAAUCUUGGGGAGGUUGAAUCCCUGCGCGCCUUGUUCACCCAGAGCUGUGAAUGCUAUUAAUUACUAAAGAGCCUGGGUACGAGGCUGGACUUAUUCUGUGACUGCCAUAUUACUCAUUAUAAAUAUUCAUAAUAUUUGUUUUAAAUUUAUCAUUUUUAUAUUUUAAUUUAUUAGUGGUAACCUGUUAACAUUGUUUGGCAUGUGUUCGGGUCUGUGGGACCAAAAUUUAACUCUGUGACUUUCACACAAAAUGUGGGACACUUGGCAGGUCUGUUUACUUUUCACUCAACCAGUUGUCAUUGACCGAACAUAUUUAAAAGGCAAUAACGUUAUGUUUUGAAACACAUGUUUGGUAAAAUAUCUAACAUUCGUUAGAUGGAAAAAUCAUCGUGAAUUAUCAUGAGUAUAAAUAAAUAAAAAAAGUAGCAUUACAAGAACUUAACAAGAGGUAUAAUAUAGCUGUCUGUAAAAAGUGUGUGCAACAUGACCUAAUUGCAGUGCAAUUAUUGGCAAGCAGGCCAGCAGGGGGGGGCAACCCCCCCCCCCCCCCCUCUACAGGUCAGGAAGACUAAGGUGCUGUUACACCAAGCAACUUGUCUUGCAAUGUUAAGAAAAACGAUUUCAGCAUUGUGUUGCAAGGGAUGUUACAGCA